This is a messenger RNA of Candidula unifasciata, 1719 nucleotides long. NCBI's taxonomy places the organism in Eukaryota, Metazoa, Mollusca, Gastropoda, Stylommatophora, Geomitridae. The record is from the annotation of a GenBank genome assembly.
AUGUCAGCAAUGGCAGCAGACGUCGACUGGUUUUGCCGUGAGUUAACAAAGUUUGGGCUAGACAUCACAGAAGAUGUAGCAAGCUACAUGUUGUCAAUGAGCAAUGCUGAACUGGAGGAGUACAUUCAAGAACUAAUUGAUGUUUCCGAUCCUAAAGUAAGGGUGUUCUUACAGGAACUACAAGUUCGCUGUGGUCAGGAGGCACAGAGUAACAACACUGUGAAGGCAUACAGAAAGAGUUUACCAGAAGAUAACCAACAGAAGAAUCAAAAAAAGAAAAGGAAUAAAGAGCCAGAAACUUCAAAUGACAAAAUCAAACAUCAAAAUGAACCACUCUCAAAUGGAGGAUUUCGUGACAUGGCUUCAGCUCUGACCGCUGUGAACACCAAUGUUUCAUUUAACCACAACCCGGAUGAAUCCCUCACUGAAGAAAUAGGCAUUGGUGCCAAAAGGAAGACUAAAUUUGUUCCUCUUUUCAGUAAAGAAGGCCUGGCCAAAUCUGUAAUUCAGUUACCAGGCCGUUAUGUCUGCGAGUGUCAGGCUGCAAAACACAAGCUCAUCAAUAACUGUAUAAACUGUGGACGAAUUGUGUGUGAGCAGGAGGGAGCCGGUCCAUGUGUCUUCUGUGGGACUCUGGUUUGCACUCCUGAAGACCAAGAAAUCAUUGACAGGGGAUCAAAAAAGGGGGAGAAGCGUCGCCAGUUCCUGAUGAAGGGUGGGGGACAUCAGGUUGGAUCAUCAGAGAACUCAGUUGGUCUUCAGGCAACAUCAACUUUCCAGAGUAAACCAAAGAACGGGUUUGAGCAAGCACUCCAACACAGAGACAAGCUUCUGGAAUAUGACAGGACCAGUGUCAAGAGAACUCAGGUGAUUGAUGAUGAAUGUGAUUACUACGCCACGGACGCCAACCAGUGGCUGAGUUCAGAAGAACGGGACAAGCUGCGCAAGCGAGAAGAAGAAUUGAGAAAAUCUCGCCAUGGCUCUCGGAGAGACAGAAAGAUAACAUUUGACUUUGCUGGAAGACGAGUCAUUGAUGCAGAGGACGACAGCGCACAGAAGAUGUAUGACAUGAAUGAUGAGGUUAUUCAGCAGGUCCAUUAUGGAAAGUCGGUCAAAAAUUCUGCGGAUAUUGUUAACCCCUCCAUCCAGCUUGAACCUCCAAAGUUUGUUGAAUCUGUACACUGGGGUCCCAGUCGUGCCAAUCAGGCAGAUGAAAGCAGCGGUAGCUUCCAUCCAGUUAAUUCUAGUUCACAUCGGAUUCAGGACAAGGAGCUGCAGGAAAUAUCAGAUGAGGGCAUGUGUAUGAGCAUGCAUCAGCCAUGGGCCUCACUACUUGUCGCAGGCAUUAAAAUGCAUGAAGGCCGGACAUGGUACUCACCACACAGGGGCAGACUGUGGAUAGCUUCUACUGCCAAAAGCCCAUCCCCAGAUGACAUCAGAGAGCAUGAACAUAUGUACGCCCACCUUCGUAAUGAUAAGAACCUGGACUUCCCAAAGGAUUAUCCCACAGGGUGUUUACUGGGCUGUGUCAAUGUGGAAGACUGUCUCUCCCAGGAUGAAUACAGAGAGCAGUAUCCAGAUGGAGAGUCUGCAUCUCCAUAUGUUUUCAUUUGUAGCAACCCUCAGCAACUGAUUGUCAAAUUUCCCAUAAAAGGAAAACAUAAAAUAUACAAACUAGAUCCACAUAUACAUCAAGCAGCAAAGAAAGGAUUAAGAUAG